Molecule: messenger RNA, 2889 nt
Organism: Monopterus albus (swamp eel)
Lineage: Eukaryota; Metazoa; Chordata; Actinopteri; Synbranchiformes; Synbranchidae
Product: polymeric immunoglobulin receptor-like
Exons: 6
Coding region: 1061-2158 (365 amino acids)
Cellular component (GO): plasma membrane
Molecular function (GO): transmembrane signaling receptor activity
Source: RefSeq, a predicted model, not a curated record
ACAGCGAGACCUUGACACUUAGUGAGGUCCCACACUCCCUUUUCUCCUCGCAACACAUUUAUGGGUGCUGGACAUAAAUUUUGCUUGCGAUGCUCAAACUAUGCAAGCUGAACUGAUAAGCUGCUCAAAAUGUAUUAAAGCUGACUGAUAAGCAGUGCAAGAAUGAUUACAGGUCCUAGGACCAUUAGAUUUACAAGUUUCACAUUGUGUCCUUUAAGAAAAACAAAAUCAUCAAUUUCUGUGUGAAGUGACCUUUUAACAUUAUCAUAUAUCAGUAUCUGCUAUGCUGGCAUCCACAACAUCAUACAUUUUGCACAUACCGUGCAGAGUUUUUAAAGCUUGACCCAUUUUCACUUGUCGUGCAAUAUGCCUGUUAUGGAACAGAUAAUAGUGGUUAGUGUUUCACUGUCCUGUUACCACAAAUCUGAAAAACCACCUAGCUAGCAUUGGUUUGUUGUUAGCCAAAGCUAACUAGCACUGAGAUGGGGCUAUAAGUUCCUGUUCUCAGAAGAAGCUCGACUGGGUCAGUUCCUUUAGAUGAUAACAUCUUUCAUACACACACACACACACACACACACACCCCAAAUUGAUUGGUGUGGAACAAAAUUAGUUGACUAUUCAGUUUGCAGUAAUACUGCUCCUUUGAUUUUUGAUGCUAUUUUAAAGUAUUUGCUGGAGUUUGAGUAACAGCAAUGUUUAACAGAAAGACAACCAGGCCUGUUUUUCCCAGAAAGUUUCUUACUGAUCCAACUAUUCUUUGUCUCAACUUUAAAUGUCAAGUUAACAAGGCUGUCAGCAAACUCUCUCUUUGUUAUGUACAAGUUUUGUAAAUGUAUUAUUUAUGUAAAAGUAUCUCGCAACAUGUUUUGUUGUCACGAUGUCAAAUGAGCUUCAGAGCUGCAUUAUCAUGAAAACACUAAUCUACACAAAUUCCUAGAACACUUUAUCAUUACAAUCAUUAUCAUGUUGCAAGUGCAGAUAAAACUGCACACUAACACACACACGCACAGUGAGAGAGAGAUGAAGGAAAUGUUACAUAAAAGCAUCCUCAGCCUCCUGGAUGAUCAGACAGACAGCAGAAGGGGUGAACUGCCAGUUCUACAGUUUAACAAGGGUCAAACUCAGAAUGAACGUCCACCUCGUCUGGUUCUUCUGCCUCUUUGCAGGACUGUGGGUUGAAAGCGCUGCCUUAACAGUUUUUCAGAGAAAUGAAGGAGGAAAUGUCUCACUAUUUUGUCCCUUCUCUUCGUCCGAACACACCAAGUUCUUCUGUAGGAAUGAAUGUAAAGAAGAAGACAUCCUCAUUAGAACAGAUGAGAACAGAACUCAGAGCGGCAGAUACGGCAUUGAAUGUAAAUACAAAUCAUCUGAGCAAGGAAUCCUGAUUUUGAACAUCACACAUCUGACCAAGUCUGACUCAGGACGGUACAGGUGUGGGCUGGGCACAGCACUGGGCCCAGACCCAUACAAAGACUUUGAGAUCAGAGUUCUACAUGCACUGCAGCAUGGAAACACUGAAGAAAUCAACAUUUAUAAGGCAGAUGAUGGAGGAAACGUCAGUGUCGACUGUUACUUUGGUUCUUCUCAAAGCACAAAGUUCUUCUGUAAGGAGGAAUGUAAAGAAGAAAAACUUCUCAUUGAAACAACUGGUGACCGAACUCUGAGCGGCAGAUACAGCGUCAAAUAUGAAAGAGAGCUACAUUUUUUUGUUCUACGUAUAAUCGUCAAAAAGCUGACCAAGUCUGACUCAGGGAAGUACAAAUGUGGUUCGGGCAGUUCUUUGAAUUUGGCUUCAGUCCAUACGUUCAGGAUCAGUGUUACUGAGGCAGCUGUCCCACCAGCCUCCACACCAACACCAGCAGCAGCACACAGGUUGAGCACCGCCUCAGGAAGUUUCUCACCUUCCUCACCUGAUGCCACCACCCACUUUACAGUGAUCAUCUUGGUUGUGUGUCUGCUUGUGGUUGUUGUGCUGAGUGUUGUCAUUCUGCUGUUCCUCCACAAAUGGAAGACAAACAGGAACUCAGAGAACAAGAACAUGGAGUGUGUCAGCUAUGACAGCCGUCUUCCAGCGUCCACCUGUGAAGACUCCAUCUACCAGAGCCUCGAUCCAGCCAGCAGCGACCAGGACCAGACCUACUCCACUGUGCACACAUGAGCCCAUUUGACUCUGUUACUGUGCAGAGCAACAGGUGCUUCAUUAUUCACAUGUGCGGUAGCUGUGUGCUACAGGCAGGCGUUUUAGGUAUUAUCUGUUAUUAUGGGCAUGUUUUACCUCAGGGUCAUGCAGGCAUUUAUUAGGGGGACAAAUCUGUCCAAGCCACAUUUAAUGGUAAUUCAUCUAGUAGUUGAUGAAAAUUUUCAGUCAAAACUCCAAAUAUAAUAAUAUUAUUCCCCCUUUAGAAGAGAGAAUGUACCAUUUUAUACUGUAUCAUUAAAAUUUGCUAAACAGAAAUGUCACUUGCACACCGCCUUGGCCUGUCCUUCAGUGAGCUGAUACAUUUCUCACUUUGUUUUCUAAAUCAUUUAUUCUGUAUUCAGUGUUUGAGCCAUAUAAUACACCAGAAGCUGUUCCCUUUCCGUUCCUGGUGCAGCAGAGGAGUACGUACAUUUACUGACACUGAUGAUGUCUGAAUAUAUAAACUCAGUUCAAUCUUACUGGUUCCUCAUUUUUAACCAUCUCAGUAGCUAUUGUAUUAUUACUGUGAAAUUUAGCAUUUCAUAUCUUUUUCUUUUGCUUGUUUCUGACUAAUGCCCAGUGAGCUAAAUGAUGUAUGACAGGGCAAAAGGCCUGUGUGUUUGCUUCUUGUUGGCAACUUGUGUGAUUCAGACAAAAAUGGCUGACCCAUUAAACAGCUUGUAAAUAAAUCUUAACAUAUUAUUACCACC